Molecule: messenger RNA, 1592 nt
Organism: Calliphora vicina (urban bluebottle blowfly)
Lineage: Eukaryota; Metazoa; Arthropoda; Insecta; Diptera; Calliphoridae
Gene: qkr58E-1
Product: quaking related 58E-1
Exons: 5
Coding region: 98-1300 (400 amino acids)
Biological process (GO): regulation of alternative mRNA splicing, via spliceosome
Cellular component (GO): nucleus
Molecular function (GO): mRNA binding
Source: RefSeq, a predicted model, not a curated record
AUCACUGCUUGUUAUACACAUUUUACUUCUGUAAAAAGUGAAAAGAGGAAAAUUCUUUGUUAAAUUAAAAAAAAAAUAUUUAGAAAAUAUCUGAAAAAUGCCGCGUGAUUAUGACCGUGAUUACACAAGUGAAGAUACUUCGGAUUAUAAACGUAAAAGGCGUAAUGAUGAGGAAAAUAUUAAAAACGAGCCAGGAGUUGAUGUUGAUGAAGCCCAGCAAACUGCUGUACAACACGAUGCCCCACCGCUGAAUGAGAAAACUGCAGCAUAUUUGGAGGAGUGUGUACAAGAAAAAAGCUUGCUGGACUCCAAUAAAUACAACGUAUGCAAAAGACUCUUGGACGACGAAAUUGAACGCAUCCUAAUUAGUGGCCGGAUACCGAAACCGGAAGUGUAUGCCAAUGUUUAUAAUGAAAAACCGAUACGUGUAGCUCAGAAAGUUCUGUUCCCCAUAAAGGAAUAUCCAAAAUUUAACUUUGUUGGCAAAAUAAUGGGACCGAAAGGAAAUACAUUGAGACAAUUACAAGAAGAAACUUUUUGUAAGAUGACAGUAUUGGGGCGAAAUUCCAUGCGAGACCAUGCCAAAGAAGAAGAACUCCGUAACUCGGGCAACCCAAAGUAUGCACAUUUGAGCAGAGAUCUACAUGUAGAGAUAUCUACUGUAGCUCCUCCAUCCGAAGCGUACCACCGGUUGGCAUAUGCUUUGGCAGAGAUACGCAAAUUCAUGAUUCCUGAUGCGAACGACAACAUACGGAUUGAACAAAUGCGCGAAUUGGACGGUAAAGACCGCAUGUAUAAAAAGUCUCAUUACGCGAAAGCGUAUGGAGACCACACAGCUGCAUACGGCAGCAGAACUCCACCACCGCCACCAUCAUUUGACAAGUCAGCUAAACCAAAAGUGUAUUCCAUAUUGGAGAAGGCCCGAUAUGUUAUGGAGGAUCCAAGUUACACUAUGAUAAAGUCCCAUAGGUCUCGAGAUCAUGAUAUAUAUGAUCAUCCAAGUGAGUAUGAUCGCUACGGAACACCACCUCCGCCAUCAUCUUCGAAGCACUCAAGUACGCAUCAUGCCCCCUAUGAGAGUUCAUCAUAUGAGCGUGAUUACCGUCGGGAUUACCAUCCUCACUCAUCCUCGUAUGCAGCAGCUGCUUAUGCAGCUAAAACAAGUAAUGGCCGUUCUUCGUCGUCUGCAUAUCGGCCAACAACAUCAACAUCACAUUCUUCAUCACACUAUGAGACAAGUGGAUCACGUUCCCGUGAAAGUGUGCGUUAUCGUUCAGCUCCCUACCCAAAAAUACGUUAACAUCAAAAAAUGAAAAUUGUACAACCUAAAACAAAAUGAAUUAAAAACAAAACCAAUUCUGUUUAAAAAAAGAAGCUGCAACCACAUACAUACAUGCAAUAUAUUGAUGGAUGUCGUCAAAUCUUAACAAAAAUAAUUACUAUAAUAACUAUAGUUACAUAUAAUUAUUACAAACUAAAAUACAUAUAAAGAAAACAAGUUUUAAUAAAAAGACAAAAGAAGAACAACAAAAUUAUUUUAAAUUUAUCAAUAUUACAAAACAAAAUAUAAAAUAAUGUUAAAGUAAAUAAAA